AUGGCUGAAAGACUGCAGAAGCAUAGAUUUCAAGACACUUCCCCUCCGUCUUCUCCUUCCGAUUUCCUCUGGGAAAAAAUGUGUGGGCUCUUCUUUGUCCUGGUGACGUUCACAGCAGGUGCCUCUGCUUUCCGACUCCAGCAAGUCAAAAGCACAGAAAAGUGCCCAGAUCACACCGUGUAUUUCAAACCCUACUAUGAAUUGCAUGGAGAACCUGUGGUUCUGAAAUGCCCUUCCCCCAGAUACAAACAUCUGGAUUUUUCUGCCUUGACUCCUAAUAUCACAUGGUAUAAAAACGGUUCAAAAACCAUGAUAUCAGGAGGAGAUGAAGAUCCAAGAAUAUGGGCAAAAGGAGAUGCACUCUGGUUUUUACCAGCAGUGCUAGAAGACUCAGGAGUAUAUAUCUGCACCAGAAGGAACUCCUCCUACUGUGCUGAGGUCUCCAUCCACCUCACGGUCAUGGAGAAAACAGCUGCUCGGGAGAUUGCUUAUCUCCAGGUCCUCUUCGCUUUCACCUCUGGAAAGAUUGUUUGCCCUGAGCUGUGGGACUUCGAACCAAAUAGGACAAGCCUGGACCUGAAGUGGUACAAGGAUGCUCUGCCUUUGGAAGGUGAUGAUGAAAAAUUCAUAAUUCUGAAAGGCUCGACUUCUCUGAUCGUGACUUCUGUGCUGCCAACAGAUGCUGGCUAUUACACCUGCAAGAUGGCAUUUCCACACGAAGGUGUAACGUUUGAAAUCACCAGGACAAUUCAAAUGAAGACCGUUG
Messenger RNA from Eurypyga helias (sunbittern), 766 nucleotides. RefSeq names its product interleukin-1 receptor type 2-like. The record is from RefSeq and is a predicted model, not a curated record. The annotation marks the transcript as partial. Gene Ontology annotation, molecular function: interleukin-1 binding; interleukin-1, type II, blocking receptor activity. Lineage: Eukaryota; Metazoa; Chordata; Aves; Eurypygiformes; Eurypygidae. The transcript is spliced from 5 exons.